AUGAAGAUCUUUGGCAUCAUAGCUGUAUCGUCAUUACUACUGCUGGAAACCUGCUCUGCUGGUCUCUGGGGAAGCAACAAAGUCGACCCCAUCGUAGCAGAAGAAAACUUGCCAUUUGCUCCAACAUCCAAAUUCGACUACAAGCUCUCAUUCAAAAAGAACUUUUACUACAAUGGCACUGUUCCAUUCUGGUCAAUGGGCGGUGACGUAUUCAAAUCCGAUGAUUUCAUCCGUUUGUCUCCUUCUGUGCCAAACACAAAGGGCUUCAUCUGGUCUGAAAUCCCAAAUCCUUAUGAAGCCUGGGAGGUAGAGAUUGCAUUCAAGGUGACAGGGAAUAACAUGCACGGUGGACGUGGUUUAGCAUUUUGGUAUACCAAGGACAGAGAGGAAACAGGCCCUGUGUUUGGCUCCAAAGAUCAGUGGGAUGGACUGAGUGUCUGGCUUGAUUCUGCUAAUCCAGUGACGCAUAAGCCAAGCACCAUGGUCUUGUUGAACGAUGGAACCAUGGCAUUUGCUGCUGGCACGGAUCCCACGAAACACAUGCUGGGUUCUUGCUCCAUCAGUUACAGAAACACAGAAUCACCAGCGUACCUCAAGGUGUCUUACAAGGACAAUACACUUAGCGUUUCUAUGGACAAUGGAUCUGGCGCCAAAGAUUACCGUAUUUGUGUUCAAAAGUCAGGCAUCAAACUGCCCACAGGCUAUUACUUUGGCGUAUCUGCUGCGUCACACACACCUGCUGAUGACCAUGACAUUUAUUCUUUCGAGACAAAACAGUUGAAUCCUCCUCAAAAGUUAGAGCACCCAAAGCGUCCAUUGGAAGAGGAAAAGAAGAAGAGAGGAGAGGAGUUUACUGGUAUAGAUGAGGAACAGAAAAAGAAGAUUGAGGAAGCAGAAUUCCAAAUGAGAAAACUCAGAGAUCAGGCAAAUGCUGAUGAUUUCCAGGGAGAAACUGCUGUUAGCUUGGCUGCCAUCUAUGAUACGCAGAGAAGAGCCAUUGAGCACAUUCAAAUUGUGCAGUUACAGAUUGAAGCCUUGGGAGCUCCAAGUCCAGAUGAUGCCAUUACGGGUCAAUAUGAAAAGAUAGAUCUUCGCAGUUUGGCUACGGGCGGCGGUAGUGGAGACAGUGGUAAGGGCAGCAGUAGUAGCAGCAACAUUGAUCUAUCUCGCAUCACAGAUCAAGUGCGAUCUGAAUCAAAAAAGACAGCCGACCAAUUCGACAGAUUAACGCUGGAACAAAAUCGCAAAAUGGAGGAUAUUCAAACAGCCAUCGCAAGAUUGGAGGCGUCCCUAGCUGUACUGGAUAAACGCUUACUUUCUCAAUCCAAUAUGAUGCAAAAAAAGAUGAAUGAAGUCAAUAUCCAUUCAGCAGAGACCAAAGGCACCAUGUCCAGCUUGCUCAAAUACAUAUUCUACGCAUUUGUUGCUCAAUUCCUGUUUGGUAUCGCUGCUUAUCUCUACUGGAAACUGCGUGUAGAACGCAAUGAUAAGAAAUUUGUUUAA
This is a messenger RNA of Mucor velutinosus, 1503 nucleotides long. RefSeq lists its product as uncharacterized. The coding region runs from base 1 to 1503 and encodes 500 amino acids. Gene Ontology annotation, cellular component: COPII-coated ER to Golgi transport vesicle; endoplasmic reticulum-Golgi intermediate compartment; endoplasmic reticulum membrane. The transcript has 10 exons. The record is from RefSeq and is a predicted model, not a curated record. Gene Ontology annotation, molecular function: D-mannose binding. Gene Ontology annotation, biological process: endoplasmic reticulum to Golgi vesicle-mediated transport. NCBI's taxonomy places the organism in Eukaryota, Fungi, Mucoromycota, Mucoromycetes, Mucorales, Mucoraceae.